This is a messenger RNA of Capsella rubella, 2014 nucleotides long. RefSeq lists its product as uncharacterized. The transcript has 5 exons. NCBI's taxonomy places the organism in Eukaryota, Viridiplantae, Streptophyta, Magnoliopsida, Brassicales, Brassicaceae. The record is from RefSeq and is a predicted model, not a curated record. Bases 715 to 1653 code for a protein of 312 amino acids.
AAUUUAUAUAAACAAUUUUAUUUGACGAUCGUCUGUGAGCAAAGCAAUCCUUUUUUUCUUUUUGUUAAUCUUUAAAAUUACAUACCCGAUUUCCCGAGAAAAAGUUUUGACUUUCCCGGGAAAAUCUCUUUCCUUCCUUCCUUUUCUUUCAACCAAAAGUUCUGAAUUUUUCCUCUGUUCUUCUUCUUCUUCUUCUUCUUCUUCUGUGUUUUUUUCCAAUUCUGUUUUUCAUAAAUUCUCUGUCUUUAAUUGCCUUUUUUUUUAUCUCUUUUAACCUUGUCGAUUGAUCUGUGACUUCAAGAUUAAAGAUCUCUCGACGCGUGGCUUCUGUUUUAUUCCCACCAGAGAAUCACACACACACAGACCAGAAAAAAAAAACACAAAAAAAAGGAAAACUAAAAUAGAAAUAAAAAACAAUAUUCGAUCUUGCUUACUCAUUGUCUGUCUUCUCGAUUUGUAAUCGUUUUCUCCAUUCAUAUAUAUUUUUCUUGAAAGAAUCGAUCUUUUUUUGUGUGUUUUUUUUUUGUCUUUUUAGCUUGUCCCUUAAAUUCAGCCUUCUUCAUACAUAACGUCGAAGCUCAGAAAUCUGAAUACUCGCUUGCGUGCCUCUAUCUCUCUAAAAGCCCCCAUCUUUCUUCUCCUCCUCCAUCGAAGAAGCAACCCAAUCUCUCUCUCCCUUUCUCUCAGUUACGUUCGUCAAGAAGAAUCAUCAUCAUGGUGAAUGUUAUUAAAGGAGGCUCAACCAAAAAAUCCAAUCUUGAUCGAUUCCUUCAUUGCAUAACACCUCUAGUGCCUCCCCAAUCUCUCCCCAAGGCAGAGAUUAGAACCCUAAAUCGAUUGUGGCAUCCAUGGGAGAGAGAAAAGGUCGAGUUUUUCAGGUUGAGUGAUUUGUGGGAUUGCUAUGAUGAAUGGAGCGCUUAUGGAGCAAGUGUUCCUAUUCAUCUUACCAAUGGAGAAUCUCUUGUUCAAUACUAUGUUCCUUAUCUCUCUGCCAUCCAGAUUUUCACCUCUCACUCCUCCUUGAUCCGAUUAAGGGAAGAGUCUGAAGAUGGAGAAUGUGAGGGUAGAGAUCCUUUUAGCGAUUCAGGAAGUGAUGAGAGUGUCUCUGAGGAAGGACUUGAGAACAACACGCUCUUGCAUCCAAAUGAUCGUUUGGGUUAUCUUUACCUCCAGUACUUUGAGAGAUCAGCUCCUUAUACCAGAGUUCCUCUCAUGGAUAAGAUCAAUGAAUUGGCUCAAAGAUACCCGGGAUUGAUGUCGUUGAGAAGCGUAGAUCUUUCUCCUGCAAGUUGGAUGUCGGUAGCGUGGUACCCGAUUUACCAUAUACCAAUGGGAAGAACCAUCAAAGACUUAUCCACUUGUUUCCUCACGUAUCAUACUCUUUCCUCUUCUUUCCAAGAUAUGGAACCGGAAGAAAAUGGUGGGGAUAAGGAGAGGAUGAGGAAGGAAGGGGAAGACAUAACACUGCUCCCGUUUGGGAUGGCUACUUACAAGAUGCAAAUGCAAGGCGAUGUUUGGCUUUCGCAGGAUCAUGAUGACCAAGAAAGAUUGGGUUCGCUUUAUAGCGUUGCGGAUUCUUGGCUGAAACAGCUUAGGGUCCAACAUCAUGACUUCAACUACUUCUGCAGUAUGUCAAUGAGUCAUCGUGGCUAGACCUUGGUUGGAUGACACUCUGAUGUUUGCCUGUUUCCUCCUCAUAUAGUCUAAUUCUUGAUUUGUACUGGAAUCAUCACUGGCGUUUUUUCCCUAAAACGCAAUCUGAGCGAUAUUCGCUUGGCAGUGUUUUGGUUAGUAUAGCGUUUUGAGUCUUCUAACCUUUGAGAAAUAUAUAUGUCGUAUAUAGAGUUUGUUGCUUGUGGAAACAGUAAUUUGGUGUUGCUUGUUAAAAACAGAGUUAAUGUUUCUUAUAAGUUUGUAGCAUUGGUCGAGAGGAACACAACUUUAUUGUGUGCCUCAGUACCGUUACUGAAAUAGUAAUGUAACGAACUAAUCAUGAUAACAGUGCUUUUUUUUU